GGCUCUCUUCCGAGUGUGCAGAGAGAGAGAGAGAGAACCCGAGGGAAGGAAGGGGUUAACUUCCUGCUCCUUGGGCUGAGUCAAUCAAGCCUUUGUAGCCACGCCUCUCCAUUGGGUCAGACUUCUCCAUUUUCCCACUCAAGUCUUCAGCUCAGCAGACGCAUUUUCUCCCACUCCCAUCUUUCCAAUUCCAGAAGGAGAUUAAGAAGAAGGGAAAAAAAUCCCCCCGAUUCUACAGGAGAAGCAAAGCUGAGGGGGUCCCUCUGAACUUCCCGCAGGCCUGCGGACGGGGACUGGAGUCACAGGCCUGGGAGCCUCCAGGGAAGACUCCUUUUUUUGCGGCCAUCCAAGCAUCUCCAAUCCAGAGCCAUCCGCCUCUCCGAAGGACCCAAACCCCGGGACAAUGGAGCCUUCCGAGGCAGGAGACAACCAGGAGGAAACCGUGAGUGGGGAAGGACCGAAUCCACCAGCCCCGAAGCCCCGGGGGCCCAAGAAACGCUCCGUCACCCCCAAAACGGUGAAAACAAGGGCGGCCGCCAGAAUCAGAGCGCAGGCCCUUCUCGCCUCCAAAAAGGCCCUUAAAGCCAAGGAGGAGGAGAAGGAGGAGGAAGACCAAAAGGCCUUAGGGGGAGAAGAAAGGGAAAUGGAGCAAAGCAGGCAAGAGAUCCCCCUGGUGGACGAACCUAAACAUUCCCAGGCUUCUCAGCCCCACCAGCCGUUACAACCUCUAAAAAAGGAGGUUCGUCCGAUGGCUGGCCCGAUGCGGUCACCAAAUGGCGCCAGGGAGCAGCUUUCUCACCCGCAGCUUCCAAUGCUAGAACAGGAUGAGUUUUCGGCCCUUCCUUCGGUUUCGACGCAAGGUCUUUGGGAGGAGCCGGCUCCUAAGAGGGCAAAGACUACCCCAGAGGCUACCUUCACUCCUACAGUGGCGGGACUUCGCCCAAAGGAGACGGAGGAUCCAGAAAUUACCCCAGAAAUCAAAUUAAUCAUCUCCAAGGCCAUUGCUCAGGGCAUCGCCGCAGGCAUGCAACGAAACCAGCAGGCAGCCUCUGGAAACGCUCCGCAGAAGGGCCAGCCUCCUGCACCCAAUCAUCCCAGGGACGUAGCUGCUCCUCCCAGGGCCCUUUCCCCUGCCCCUUCCAUGUUCAGCCAAGAAUCCCUCUCGGAUGAUGAGGAACCUCAAGGGUCGAUGCUGUCUGGGGACAAAGGAGGGACUAUGGAUAGCCUCGGCUACACAGGACUCUUCCGUCCUGCCUUGUUUAAGACGCUUCUCCACAGAGCCAAGGCCACGGCUCAGAUAGGAGGGGAUCCAUCCGCAUCAGAUCCGGCCUCGGGCUUAUCUGACCCCAAUAGUCUGGUGUUCUCAGAGCGCACCACAGAUAACGAGGAGAUCCCCACCCCGAAACUGUUCCGGGAUGCCGUCUACCGACAAUGGGCCCAACCGGGGGCGUAUCCAGGCCCGAGCGUGAACGACAAGCGGUUCUACAACGUGGCCCCGAACCUUGCGGCGGCCUUAGAGAUGCCGACCAUCGACGAGCCCGUGGCGGCCUUAGUCUCCGUCAACAUAAUAACCAAUGACCUGGACGAAGCUUUGACUCCAGAAGACAGGAGAACUGAGGUGAAUCUCCGCAAAGCCUAUAAUGCGUCUGCUUGGGCGGUUAAGGCGGCUACGGCGGCUUCCUUCUUCAACAGAACUUCCUUGCUCUGGCUCAAAGAGAUGCAAGCCAAAAUCCCCGCCACCGACGUCCAAGCUCACAAGGACCUCAACAACCUGAUCAUGGCGGCAGAAUUCUCUGCCGAUGCCACGCUGAACGCGGCCAGAUUCGCUUCCAGGUCCCUCGCCUCUUCCGUGACGGCCCGACGGCUGCUGUGGCUCCGUUACUGGCAGGCAACCGUGAGGUCUAAGUGGAAGUUGGCUUCAGCCCCCUUCAAAGGGGAGAACCUAUUCGGAGAGAUCUUAGAGCCCGUGCUCAUAGAGACCCACGACAACAAGAAAGUCCUACGCUCCGUCCCCAGACGCCCCAAUCAGCGGUCUCAGAAUCCUCCCUUCAGAGCAGCCAACACCGCAAACAACUUCUCACAACCACAGCGAUCCUACUACCAGCAUCAAAAUCGCCAAUCCAAUAGGCCCGGCAACAGAGGGCAGCAGAACAGGCAGCAGUUCCAGUCCAAAGGGCAAUUCGGAGGCGGCGGAAAUCAUCCCUACAAUCGCUCUUCCAGAUAACUGCAAAUCCAACCCUCCCAUUGGUGGCCGGCUAAGCCACUCUUUGCGGCUCAAUGGGAGGAAACAACCACAGAUUGUCCGCUUAGGCUGCACCCCCGCCCCCCACCGGUCCCAUUUUGGGCCUAGCAGGCCUUUCUGCAGCCUCCUGGGACCAAAAACGGGCCGUGGGAAGGCGCUGCUCUCCCCCCCCGGCCCCAUUUUGGCCCUAGCAGGCAUCCCUGCAGCCUCCUGGGACCAAAAAUCGGGCCGCGGUGGAGGCCCACUGCCCCGUGCGCUGCCCUAGCCUGCACGGGCAACCCCUUUGCAUGCACCCGUGUCUCCCACAUGCUCCCUGCUCCCCCGCAUCCUGAAAAUCAGCUGGCCGGUGGGAGGUGCAUGUCUCUCUUGAUCCCCUCCCAGUAUCGGUGGCCCAAAUUCUGGGCUUCCUACAGGCCGGGCCAGACAAUGCGUAUCGCCCAAUACGAUACGCAGACAAGUGGCCGCCUUGUUGUCCGUGUUACCUUGCGGGGAGCUGGAGUCCCUCGCACGGCACCCUAUUUUGCGCAGCUUCCUCAGAGGACGACUGACUUAAAGCCUCCGACAGCGCACCAGUAUCCCACCUGGGAACUACCUACCAGCAAUGACUUUCUUCUCCCACAGUCUUUCAAGAUACUUCACCAUUACCGACCUUUAUCAGGCUUGGCGAGUGGCCAGGCCGAUAUCUUUCAGACGCCACAAUGCUUGGCAAGAAUGCAGGAAUGAACUAAUUGUCUCCUGCAAACUCCCCCCCCUCCCCUUUCGCUCCUCUUUUAUUCCCUCUGGGAGGAGCCAUUCACCGUCCACCUGUGGCUUUACUCCUGAGUCGCCCCUUCUUCUUUAGCUGUUCCCUUCGUCUGGAAACUCUGCACAUGCGCACACUGGGAACAGGCUCCAGCUGUUUGCCUGCCUCACUGAUGUCUGACUCCAAAGGCGUGGGCCACACGAGCCUCCAUUGAUAUGCCAAGCAGCGACGUGGUCCUCUCCUUCGCUGUUUAUACGGUAUUAUAAGAUGGAUGCCUUCGCUCCCACUGAAGCGGCCUUCAGCAGACAAGACCUCCAGAAGGUGUACGCAGACGCGGGGGAUCCGGACCAGACCGCUGCCCAUCCUUAGGAGGCUCCGGCUUUGGAAUUGACGACGUGGAAUCCGAGUGCGGGUUAGACCGAGGCAUCCCCUACGAUUGGGUGGUCACCAACGACAGAGACCAGCUGUCCUUGGAUGCCCAGCUGGAGAAGCUGCGCCAGUUUAUCCAGACCAA
Messenger RNA from Pantherophis guttatus, 3498 nucleotides. RefSeq lists its product as uncharacterized. NCBI's taxonomy places the organism in Eukaryota, Metazoa, Chordata, Lepidosauria, Squamata, Colubridae. The record is from RefSeq and is a predicted model, not a curated record.